AGCAUCUCGGGCACCAGAGCUGAACCUCAGCAGAGAUAGCAGCAAGCAGGCACUUCCACGCCGCGCAGGCUAACUCGCUUUCGGCUUUGGUUCGAGAUGGAGACACGUUGCACCGCGAGGAGAUUCAGCGCCCACAACAUGAAAAGUGGACUGUUACUCUGGUUGAUUCUGUGGCUGGUGGUGAUGAAGCCGGGCGGGGUGACGGCAUGCCCCAAACUAUGUGUGUGUUACCCCACGCCCAUGACGGUCAGCUGCCAGUCUCAGAACCUCACCAUAAUCCCGACCGGUGUACCCUAUGACUCACAGCGUGUUUUCCUGCAGAACAACCGCAUCACAGAGCUCCGUGCAGACUCUUUUGGCUUUGAGACACAAGUGCUGUGGCUGUAUGGCAACAAUAUCACAUGGAUUGAGGCAGGGGCCUUCAGUAACCUCAGGGUGCUAGAGGAGCUGGAUCUUGGCGAUAACCCCUCAUUACGGCACCUGGAAGGUGGAGCCUUCAGAGGCCUGGAGAAGCUGCAGAGCCUGCACAUGCAUCGCUGCAAGCUGGCAACUUUACCCCAUGAUCUCUUCCAUAAAUUGUACAGCCUCCAGUUUCUCUACCUGCAGGAAAAUCAGCUCCACUUUCUGCACGAUGACCUGUUCUCAGAUCUGGUCAACCUCACCCAUCUUUUCCUGCAUGGAAACCGAAUCCGUACCCUGUCUGAGAAUGUUUUCAGAGGCUUGGUCAACCUUGACCGCCUUCUUCUCCAUGACAACCGCAUCAGACAGGUGAAUCGCCGGGCUUUCCGUGACCUGGGGCGUCUGACCAUCCUUUACUUGUUCAACAACUCCCUGGCUGAGCUUCCAGGCCAGACCAUGAAAGAUGUCCAGGGCAUCCAGUUCCUCCGGCUCAAUUCCAACCCCUGGUCCUGUGGCUGUGAGGCGCGUCCUCUCUGGGAGUGGUUCCGCGAGGCCCGUAUCUCCUCCUCUGAGCUGAUGUGUACCUCACCCUCUCAACGUCGUGGCCAGGACCUCAGAUUCCUCCGGGAGCUGGACUUCGCCCUGUGCCCUCUACCCGACCCCGGCUCUCUGGCUGGAUCCACCACCACCACCUUCAGCACCAAGACUCGCUGGUGGUUCUCCAAACACAAGCCUGCAUCUUCAUCCAAGGCUUUGUACCAGAAAAGCUCAGAGACAGUGAAAGCCUUCCCCUUCACUGCCCCAAAGCCACAGUUCCCCCCCAAAGUUCCCUCUGAAUCUAUCCCCUCAAAGUAUGAAUUGUCUGAAGAUGAGGCAGCACUCCCUAAGCUCGACCCAGAAGAAUACUGGGCAAACUACGGCAAUGAAGACUCCUCCAUCCGCUGCUUUGAACUUGAGUGCCCACCAGGCUAUGACUCCCCUUACCCUUCCUCCUCCUCCUUAUCCCUUACACCAUCCUUCCUCCAUCUCCUCUCCCUCUCAGUGGUAAUAUUCUCCCUCCAUCUCCUUUUUGGCUGAACUCCCCUUUCCUCCACAAUAUUUUUUCUCCUCUAAUUUUUCCACUGCUCUUUUCAAUUCUAACAGAAACCUUGAUUUCUUCAAGACCUUCUUAAAGUGCAGGGGGUGCUACAGUGAUGCAGGAGGUAGACAAGGAAGCAGAGGGCUCUUCAGUUAGACAAUGUGCAGAGCAGUUUAGGAUUUCAGUCAUGAAGUAGCUGCUGCUCACCAGCACAUGCUUUAUAAUGAGCAACAUUAGCAUUGUGAUCCAGAGUAACAGUAACAGAGCAAGGGCACAAACCUGCAAUACCAUUAGCCUGUACCACAACCAAGAUGCAACAUGCAGUUGGUUGGCGUGGUCUUUGGAUGUUUUUUAAUAUCACAGCUGUUGGGAGGCAGCAAACAACGCAGGCGUUGUUACUCAUUGUCUACAGGUAUUUUCUAUUUCAGCUAGCGUUCACCAUCCAACCACUAUCAACACAACUUCAGCAUUUAGCAUACAAGGCUGAAAUAUAGAAAUGCAUCUGAAAGUAGAAAAAUUAUGGUAAGAUCGAGGGUUGAGCAGCCAUGAGUGAGUCUCAUUCUCCUACAGAUUCAACAUUUUGCAUGAUCCCACAAAAACAACAUCUCUACCCACACAUGUACAUAUCACAUAGUCACUGUACAUACAUACAUACAUACAUACAUACAUCGCACGCUGUAUUUUGGUCUUUUUAGAUUUUUACUUUUCAUUUAGUACCAUUUAGUAAACAACAGCUUGUGGUGGUAGAAGAGACAAGAAGAAUAGACUAGGCAAACAAUGGGAAUUUGGCCGUACCUUGUUGACCCUCAUGUUUUUCAGUCUUGUCAUCUCCUCAUUGACAACCUCAAAGCCGACAGAUUAAAUGGAAACUAAAAAUGAUCAUUAACAUAUCUGAGGUACCUGUCUACAUGAGCAGGACCAGAAUGAGGCAGGAUAUGGCUUCAUAAUUUCAUCAUGUGUGUUCAAGUUUUGUUCUAUGUGUGUAUGUUUUGUUGAGGUCAACACCAGUCAAAAGGAGACCGGUUUGAUUUGGUCUCAUUUGGCUGAGUGCCUGUACAUGUCCCUCUGUGUAUUAACACAGGGGAUUGAGUCUUACAAAGCCCUCUGUUUUGUCCUAAGACUCAGGUCAUUGUCCUCUUGGCUCCUAUUACAUUACACUGAAACCUUUUCUUAGUCAGCAUCAAUAUGUGUGUGUGUGCCUCUAUGUAUGUGUGCGUGCAUAUAUGUUUUUAUUUUAGAAUGAAAGUUGCAAAAGCCUCAUAAUGAACUAAUAAAAACACCCAUAUCUGUUUCAAA
This is a messenger RNA of Sphaeramia orbicularis (orbiculate cardinalfish), 2773 nucleotides long. RefSeq names its product reticulon 4 receptor-like 2b (gene rtn4rl2b). Lineage: Eukaryota; Metazoa; Chordata; Actinopteri; Kurtiformes; Apogonidae. The record is from RefSeq and is a predicted model, not a curated record. The coding region runs from base 97 to 1476 and encodes 459 amino acids. Gene Ontology annotation, molecular function: ganglioside GM1 binding; protein binding; ganglioside GT1b binding. Gene Ontology annotation, biological process: positive regulation of Rho protein signal transduction. Gene Ontology annotation, cellular component: external side of plasma membrane; plasma membrane. The transcript has 4 exons.